Messenger RNA from Amblyraja radiata (thorny skate), 1282 nucleotides. It is a transcript of the gene lactb2, whose product is annotated as lactamase, beta 2. The coding region runs from base 46 to 906 and encodes 286 amino acids. NCBI's taxonomy places the organism in Eukaryota, Metazoa, Chordata, Chondrichthyes, Rajiformes, Rajidae. Gene Ontology annotation, cellular component: mitochondrial matrix. The transcript is spliced from 7 exons. The record is from RefSeq and is a predicted model, not a curated record. Gene Ontology annotation, molecular function: RNA endonuclease activity; single-stranded RNA binding.
GCGGGAGGAGAGAGCGCCUGCGGCCUGUGCGGCGGUGACAGGGUAAUGGCGGUGGCUCUGCCGAAGGUGCAGCAGCUGUCGGCGCGGGUGGUCCGGGUACUGGGCUGCAACCCGGGCCUCAUGACCCUCCAGGGGACCAACACCUACCUAGUGGGCACUGGUCCCCGACGAAUCCUAAUUGACACUGGAGAAUCAGCGAUACCUGAAUACAUCAGCUGUUUGAGAGAAACUUUGUUCAAUAUGAAUACCUGUAUUCAAGAAAUUCUGGUGACACAUUGGCAUAAUGAUCACGUUGGAGGCAUACCAGACAUCUUGAAAAAUGUCAUUGAAGAUGAUAUUCAGAUUAGCAAACUUCCAUGCACACCACCUCAAAAAGAAAAGAUUGGAAAUGGUGAAAGGCAGUACACCUAUCUAAAGGAUGGAGAUGUGUUGAAGUCUGAGGGAGCCACACUGAGAGUUAUUUACACACCAGGACAUACCAGUGAUCAUAUGGCAUUAUUACUUCAAGAGGAAAAUGCUAUAUUUUCUGGAGACUGUAUUCUGGGCGUUGGAACAGCAGUGUUUGAGGACUUGUAUGAUUAUAUGGUUUCUUUGGAAAAGCUGCUAGCUAUUAAUGCUGACAUAAUAUAUCCAGGUCAUGGUCCAGUUGUGCAAAAUGCUUCUGAUAAAAUUAGAGAAUACAUAUCUCACAGAAAUAUGAGGGAACAGCAGAUUUUAAAGGUGUUUCAGGAGCAUAGUGAAAUGUAUUUCACCCCAAUAGAACUUGUUAAAACUAUUUAUAAGGAUACCCCUCUUCACUUUCAUCAAGCAGCUGAAGGUAAUCUUAAACACCACCUGAAAAAGCUGAUGAAGGAAGGAAAACUGAGCCACGAUAAUGCUACUCGGAAAUGGAAAAGCAACUUGUAAUGAAUGUCCAUCUUUUUAAUAGACAAUAGGUGCAAAAUUAGGCCAUUCGGGCCUUCGAGCCAGCACCGCCAUUCAAUGUGAUCAUGGCUGAUCAUCCCCAAUCAGUACCCCAAUCAUAUGGACAAUAUGGAGCCCUCUUUUUUUUUUUUAAAUGCUUUAAAAAAAAGAUUUGGUUUUUGAAGCACAGGUUUGGUAUCAAAAAUCUGAAAAUAUGUCAUAAAGUAUACAGAAGGAUAUCCAAAGGGAGUCUUCUGAUCAUCUCCGAUAACUCUGAUUGUUCACUUGGAGAAAAUGUGUGAACUGUUUGCAUUACUACUUCAAAAUUUCAGUAGAACCUCAUCAGCAAAACACCGUGGGAAAUUAUAUCCAGCCAACU